AUGUUGCUCCCCGCCCCUUUCUCGCGAUAUGGCGGAUCCAUUCGCUCGCUGCAGCAGAAGUGGCGCAGCUAUGCCGAAACCAGACGGAAUAGCCACGACGAAGAUCCCCUCGCUCGCCGCAUGCUCGACGUCUUUCUCCGUACAUGGGACCUAGGUUUCAUUGCUUUUGGGGGCCCUCCUGUCCACUUUCAAAUUUUCCACGCCCGAUUUGUGGAAGGGAAAGGAGGGAAACAGAAGUGGGUGGAUGAGCAGACUUAUCAAGAGCUCUUUGCUAUCUGCCAGGGCCUUCCUGGGCCAGCUAGUACGAAGAUGCUCUUUUGUCUUGUUCUGCUUCAUGCGGGAAUAAUCCCAGCUAUCAUGGCGUUUUUUCUCUGGAGUCUUCCCGGGGCUAUCGGCAUGUAUGCUCUUUCGGUUGGCGUCCAAAAUCUUGGCGAGAGUCUUCCUGGGCCGGUAUACGCUCUCCUCUCUGGACUCAAUGCUGCGACUGUCGGUAUUGUCGCGGUUUCUGGUGUGCAGCUCGCGGAAAAAGCGAUCCAAGACAAAAUUUCUCGCAUCCUUGUUAUUUUUGGUGCAUGCGCGGGCCUUUGUUAUAACGCCCUGUGGUACUUUCCGCUGUUGAUAGUUAUUGGCGGCCUUGCUAUCGCUAUCUGGGAUGGAUGGCUAUUUUCUCUAAUACAGAAGAAAAGACUUGCGUGGAAGAACAGGCAUACACAACCAGCUGAUGCGGAGGAGGCGAAUACAGAUUCUAUACCGAUGGAAUCUAUCUCACUUGGACAAUCGGAGCGGAAUGAAAUGCUACGGUCAAGGAAGAUCAAUCCCAGUGGAACUUUGCCGCAAUCCUCGGGGCCCUUGUCGAGCUCAACUCAGCCAAUGGAGACUGUAGUAAGUCAACCAGCGAAAUACAAUAUUCGCGUUCGCACUGGAGUUGCUAUCACAAUCAUUUUCUUUGCCUCUUUUAUCGCAAUCCUUGUUGCUAGAGCUAAAUUGACGCCCCCGCCGCUCCCUCUUGAUCUAUUUGCUAGCAUGUACCUCGCGGGAACAGUGAUUUUUGGUGGAGGUCCGGUUGUCAUUCCGCUGCUUCGCUCUUAUGUUGUUGGUCCUGGCUGGGUUUCAAGCCGGGACUUCCUGAUCGGCUUAGCCAUUAUCCAAGCCUUUCCGGGGCCUAACUUCAAUUUCGCUGUCUUUUUGGGUGCAUUAGCCCUCCAGCAUUCGCAAUUCCCAACUAUAUUUGGCGGAUUUCUAGGGGGGGCUAGGCAUUUUUGUCCCUGGGAUUACGCUUGCCGUCGCAAUCCAGAUGCGUUGCGGAAGAGGAGGUCUAUGAUUCGUUUCUUGCGAGGCGUCAACGCCACAGCGAUUGGCCUAGUGUUCACUGCUGUGUACCGGCUUUGGGAGAUUGGCUACUUGACCGCGGCUAAUAGCGCCGGACAAAGCCUUGCGAACGAGCCCUGGUGGUUAGUCGUAACGACUGUGUCAUACGCAAGUAAUGCAUGGUUUCGGUUGCCUCCUGCUGGGUCGAUCAUUGUUGGCGCAGUACUAGGUCUGUGCUGGUACGGAGCCGUGGGGCGGUAA
Molecule: messenger RNA, 1569 nt
Organism: Penicillium manginii
Lineage: Eukaryota; Fungi; Ascomycota; Eurotiomycetes; Eurotiales; Aspergillaceae
Product: chromate transporter-domain-containing protein
Exons: 5
Coding region: 1-1569 (522 amino acids)
Biological process (GO): chromate transport
Molecular function (GO): chromate transmembrane transporter activity
Source: RefSeq, a predicted model, not a curated record